CCCUCGUCAUCCCUGAGAGAGCGCGAGGGAGCGCGCGCGCGGGCAGCAGGGAAGAAGAGGGUUUAAAGGGAGGCAGGAUUUUCAGCGCGAGAUUUUUAAAGGCACGGUUAGGCACUGGGAUUGGUGAAGCUCCUGAUUAAGGCUUUUUCUGCUAAUAUGAUGUCAUCAAGGACAAUGUCCAGCUGAGAAGAGAAAAGAACUUACAGCUCACUCCCAGGAAAGAAAAGAUGUGAGAUUAGAUUUUAGGGUUUCGCUCCACGGCUGUACAGAAAGCCCCGCAGGGUCAGAGGGGAAAGAGCCCUUUAAUGGAUCCAGCAGUGCUGGGGAACUGGUAAGAGAGAACCUUGGAUUUAUACAACAUGAGUGUGCAAGAGGAGGUAGGGGACCUGCAAGAUGGCCUGCACGAGGAAAUAAAGAACAACAACAAGCAGCCUUUUCUCCCUCCUGACGGAGAUGCCAAUGCCAACCAAAUCACCAUGGAAGAAAGCCACACUGAGGGUGACAGUCCAGUACCCCCCCUGCUGUCCCACAGCAGUGCCCAGGAGAGGAUUAUAAUUUGGGGCACACAUGCCCACAGUGAGGACCCGGAUUUGGAGGAGUUUGAAUUAUUAGAGUGUCAGGAGCUGGAAGAAUUUUUGAAGGAAGGAGAACAGGGAGGACAGGGAGAUACAGGCAAAGAAAGAGCAAAGAAAAAUUGUCAGAGGCAGUCUGCUCUUGUAUCCCCUGGUUCUGCCAGUGACUCUCCAAGGACAGACCAAAACGCCAACCACAGUAGAGAGAUGGAUGUAGAUCAAACUGCUCAGCCUUUGGACCUCAGGACCUCCGUCUCUCGGUCUGGGAGACAGAGGAGCCUGAGAGAGGCACGCAGCGGCUCAGAGAACAAUGUCUUCGUCUCCACCCUCUCAGCAGUCAGCAGCCUCAGCGGAAGCUUGGCCAGUGCCCUUGAUAGCGCAGGACGCACACAUCCUCCCUCUUCCUUGCCCAGCAAGCCUACCUCAGACAAGUGCAGGAUCCAGCAGCAAGCCACACAGCAGUCCCUAAUCUUUAUGACACGAAGCAGGGAGCAGCCCAGGGUUAUGGACCAGAACCACAAUUCCACAACAAUUGCUCAGGAACCUCAUAGAUCAAGUACAGAGAAUGGCAACUAUCCGGCAGACCAGCAAGGCCGAAGUGCAGACAAGGAACAAAGUAGGCAAGAGAAUGGUCUUUCCUCAAAAUUCCAGAGAAACCUUGAAAGAGUACCACCCUCUCGCAGGCAGCUUGUACGUCCGCUCUCUCCCGAGACGGAGCAAAGGGUAACCUCAGGACAUUUAGGACAUACAGAGGCCAUGCGAGAACAGCGUCCAUUCCGCUCCUCAGACAGCACAGGUCCAAAAGCCAGCAGCCAUCCUAUUGACCCCAAAGAGCCAGCAGAGAUCAACAGCAAUGUUCAGUUUCUCAGCUCAGGCUCAGGGAUCCAACCCAGCCAGACCGGUACCAAGUCUGGCUCCAUUCUCAGGAGGCAAGGGUCUGCGGAGCAUGCUGCCAGCCCCCUGGACAGGAAGAACCACUUCAACCGCAGAGCCUACAGCAGCCCUACCAGACCCUCUACUCCCCCUUCUCCCAAGACCACAGGAUCUCCUCAGAGACGCCCUCCAAUGUCACCUGUGAGGACCCGAGUGCCCGCUCGAGCUCCUCAACUAGGCUAUGGUGCUUCUCAAGGGUACAGCUCUGGCCUAAGACCUCCAGUCAAAACCACCAUCAACACAAGUGUCCAAAACACUGUACCCCAGCAGGGCUCUACUGAGACGACUUCUCCACCCAAGUGCCCCCCAAAGCCCAAAAGUGUUCGCCCCAAAAUCAUCACUUAUAUACGCAAAAGCCCACAGGUGAAGCCACAGGCCCUAGAAGCCCCCUACGAAGUCUCCUCACUACCUACCAGACUCUCAGCCUGCACCUCUUCUCCAAACCCCAAACCAGCAGCAUCAGGGGAGUCAGCUGGAGCUCCAGUGCUGAGUGCCUCUAAUCUGCUGUACGACAAGUAUCGACAGGAGUUGCAGAAGGCCCGGCUCUUAUCUCCUGGGUUGAUGGUGUCGGGGAUAAAGCCUCCCAGCCACACAAUGCCCCAAAAAGCCACGGGCAGAACACAUAGCUUCUAUGGCUCUCUGAGCAGCAAGUACCCUCCUACAGGGAUUGGCAGGUCUCCAGCCACCCUUGGGCCCCCUGCUUGUGGAGCCGAGGUUCCUUCGGAAACCCAGAUAGCAACUCAGGAGACAGGGGCUAUUUUCCGGCCAGCUCGAACCCUGAGACCGCAGCUUGGUCUGGGUGCUGUCAAUAGGGCUCCAUCCACUGCUGCUAAGAGCAGAAUCUUCACAGGGCAGAAGUCACCUCUGGCUCUUAAUCAACCAGUGCAGGCAGUGACCCCGUCAGUGACUGCACCAGUGACCCCCCCAACGACCUCAUCAGUGACCCCAUCAGGGACCCCAUCUACUCAAAGCCCUCCAGAGCCUUCAGACCAGAGGAAGGCAACAGCUUCAAGUUUGGCUGUUAAGUCUCUGCUGCCUAAGCCAGCUUCAUCAGGUCUGCGGCCCCCUGGCUACUCCAGACUGCCCCCAGCACGCCUCGCUGCCUUCGGCUUUGUCCGCAGCUCCAGCGUGUCCUCCGUCUCCAGCAACCACUCCACUGACAGCACUCGCAGUGAUCCAUGCAGACCAGCAUACCGUCCUGGCAGUGUGAGUGAUGACCCCCCUUUCCACAGGGUCAUCACAGAGCCCUGUACAGAUGGGCCCAGAGUGCCCUGCCGCAGCAGUCCACAGCCCCCAAGCACACCAGUCCCCACCCGCCGGCCGCUGCUGCCCCCACCACCAAGCUCCCCAGCAAGCUCUCGCAAGGAGUUCCAGAAGACAUCCGAUGGUUCUCGUUCCGCACAGUCCUCCCCAAAACGGCUGGCUGUUGUGUCACCCAAACCCCAGUCACCAGUCCUGCAGAGGCAGAGGGCAGCAGCUGCAGCAGCACGGGUCCCCGGGGGGCCGGGUGUGCCAGUUUUGGGACGCAGCAGUUCCCCAGGCUUGGACAAGAGGAAAGAGGAGGCGCAGAGGAGAGAGAAGGAGCGAGAGGAGCAGGAAAGGAGAGAAGAGGAAGUGCUGCGGCUGCAGGCUCACUGCGAGGAGCAGGCUGGACAGCUGCAGGCUCUACGGGCUGAGCUGAGGAGAAGCACACUGGGCCUGGACGCCUUUGCUGUCUGUACCCAGCACUUCUGCUUGAAGAGUGAAAAUGCCAAGCAAAAGGAGAAAGACUUGUCUUUGGAGCUCAGCCGGAUUCGAGAGGAAGUGGACUGCACAGCUGCGCGCUGGAAGCAGUUGCAGCAGGAGAAGGCCGAGCUGGAGAAGAGUUUUGAGCAGAAGCUGAAGGAGCUCCAAGAGCAGCAGGAGUGUGAGCUGGCAGCUCUGGAGGAGGAGCUCAGGACCCGCCACGCCUCCGACACAGACCACCUGAAAGCCGAGCACCAAUCACAGGUGGAGGAACUACGAACCCAGCAACAGGAGCAGAUUGAGGAGUUAACAGCUCAACAUGAGUCUUCUUUAGAAGACCUGAGGACAAUGCACAACAUCACCAUGGCAACCUUGCAGGAGGAGCAUGCCAGGACCAUGAGAGACCUGAGAAAAGCUCAUGAGCAGCAGAAAGCUACACUAGAGGAUGACUUUGAGAAGCACAGACUCUCCCUUCAGGAUCAGGUGGACACGCUGACAUUCCAGAACCGAACCCUGCGGGACAAAGCCAAACGCUUCGAGGAGGCACUGAGGAGGAGCACAGAUGAGCAGAUAGUGGACGCUUUAGCUCCAUACCAGCACAUUGAGCAGGACCUGAAGAGCCUGAAGGAGGUUCUGGAGAUGAAGAACCAGCAGAUUCAUGACCAGGAGAGGAAAAUCUGCCAGCUGGAGAGAGUGGCCCAAAAGAACGUGUACCUGGAGGAGAAGGUGCAGGUACUGCAGCAGCAGAACGAGGACCUGAAGGCUCGCAUCGACCGCAAUCUCGCCCUGUCCAGGCAGCUGUCCGAGGAGAACGCCAACCUGCAGGAGUAUGUGGAGAAGGAGUCCAAUGAGAAGAAGCGCCUGAGUCGGAAUAAUGAGGAGCUGCUGUGGCGUCUGCAGACCAGCCCCCACCUCUCGCCCUCUUCCUCCCCCAGCCACAGGGCUUUCUUCCCCGGACCUGACAUCCCACCCUACCCCUAUUCCCCCGGCCCUGGGACCCCAACUCACUCCUUCUCACCUGGACCAUGCACCCCCACACACAGAGUGGUCUCUCCUGGACCGGGGACCCCCACCCACAGAGGCUCACCAGCAGCACGUUGCUCUCCUGCACACAUCCCAAACGCCAACACACUACCCAGAUAAGCUCUACAUAACACAGCGAACCGCUCAGC
Colossoma macropomum (tambaqui) is the source of this 4402-nucleotide messenger RNA. It is a transcript of the gene mtus2a, whose product is annotated as microtubule associated tumor suppressor candidate 2a. Gene Ontology annotation, cellular component: cytoplasm; nucleus. The coding region runs from base 360 to 4373 and encodes 1337 amino acids. Gene Ontology annotation, molecular function: microtubule binding. The record is from RefSeq and is a predicted model, not a curated record. The transcript is spliced from 15 exons. NCBI's taxonomy places the organism in Eukaryota, Metazoa, Chordata, Actinopteri, Characiformes, Serrasalmidae.